This is a messenger RNA of Perca flavescens (yellow perch), 1967 nucleotides long. RefSeq names its product SAP domain containing ribonucleoprotein (gene sarnp). NCBI's taxonomy places the organism in Eukaryota, Metazoa, Chordata, Actinopteri, Perciformes, Percidae. The record is from RefSeq and is a predicted model, not a curated record. The transcript is spliced from 11 exons. Gene Ontology annotation, cellular component: nucleus. Gene Ontology annotation, biological process: poly(A)+ mRNA export from nucleus. Bases 70 to 708 code for a protein of 212 amino acids.
GGAGCGGAGGCGUUCAGAAGUAGAGCCGCUCCACUUUGAUUGGAGGAAGUACUACAUCAACAAAGAAAGAUGGCCGAAGUGAUAGAGCUGCAGAAACUCAAGCUUGCUGAACUGAGGCAGGAGUGCGAGGCCCGAGGUCUGGACACCAAGGGAAACAAAGGAGAGCUCAUUGCCCGACUGCAAGCCUAUCUGGAGGAGCACGAGGAAGAUGUGGAUGUAGAUGACGUGCUGGCAGAGGAUACAGAGGACUUUCCUAAAGUUGAGAGUGCUAACGAUGUAAAAGACGAGAAGGAUCCCGAGUCUACUGAGUGCGAGCCACCUGCUGAUAAGAAGGUGGUGAAAAUAGCUCCUCCGUCAUCUUCCGGUGAAAGACUACAAAAGAGAGCUGAACGUUUCAACCUGCCUGCAACAGCAGAGAGCAAAAAGGCCAUACGUGCAGCAAGGUUUGGUGAAUCCACAGAGAAUACCAGCCCCGCUCCAGGCGCUGUUGCCAACAGCAAAGCUCCUGUGAACGUCGAUCAGCUGAAGAAGAGAGCAGAACGAUUUGGCAUGAACGUUUCGUCCGUUUCACAAAAGAUUGAGGAGGAUGAAAAGCUGAAAAAGAGGAAGGAGAGGUUUGGAGUCACAGCAGCUGCAGGCGUAGCUGUUUCAGCCGAUGUUGAGGCAAAGAAAAUGAAGCGGGCUGAAAGAUUUGGAAAGAGUGAAUAAUGUUUUUAGAGCCUGUGUUGUUUUUUUUUGUAAAGCAUUUUCAUUACUGCACAACACAGAGAUCCCUGAAGAUGACAAAUGUCACUAAUGGGAUUCCUGUAAAUCAAAAGUAUAAUUAAAUGCAAAGAUAAAUAGGUGAGUUGGAUAAUUUCUUUUUUGAACAUACAGAGGAACAGCGGGAUGACAUGUUUGAAAUACAAACAAAAAGGAAAUAGCUCCCAGUUAGUUACUGAGCCUCACAUCGGUGAAUAAUGUCAAAUAGAAAAAGCAUUUCAUUCAAACCACCUAUUUAUUAUUUACUGGGGCAUCAUUUUCUCAGUCCUGGGAGGCUUUCAAGCAUGUUAUUUUACAGUUUCGGUUACUUUUAUUAAGGAAUUGGAGUGUUUUCUAAAAAUCUAUGGGCAGCAAUAUUACCUUCUCUGUAACAGAAGUUUUGUUUUACUCCUCUUUUCCUUUUCGUUCACUGCUUUCUCCACGCUGCAUUGAAGUCCAUGAAUCAAAACUGCCAGCUGUUUAGGGGAAAUAAUUUUGAUUUCUUGCUGUAUAAUCUUAAAUCAAAAUGGUGCUUUCAACCCUUCGAAAUUUCCCAAAUCAAGCCGAAAAUGGGAGCAAGUCAAAGCAAGGAACGCAUUUACUGUAAAGCAGCUGCAGGGAGCGUGAAGGGUUGAUCUUUGCUUGGUACAAGUGGUCUUAAAUCUAGAUUUGAACAUUUUGGGAACUUUUUGGUGAGCGCGUUACUUUGAAUAGGCUAUUGCAGUUAUACGAGCAGGUCAGAACCCAGUGAGGUAAUUACCUGUCGGAUAGAGAUAAGAAUGGAAACGAAUUGUAUUAACGCCUACAGUUUGCGGGAACUAAAAAAAAAAAAAAAAAAAAAAAAAAAAAAAAAACCUGGUAUCUAAAAAUAUCCUCAUUAUAUGACAUGCAAUCACGGAAAUUGAAAACGUUGAGCCGUGGAUAUAAAAAUGUGUAAUACAUUCAUAAUACAGAAAAUCAAUGUCAAGUUUAACAGUAAACGUAUAAAGUAGUUGAAAGAUUAAAAUAAAUCCUGUAUUUCUGUUUAUUGGUAAGUAAUGCAAUCAAAUCCAUUGAAAUGAUUGAACUCACUUAUUUGCAUUUACUGUGAGUAUUUAACUGUACUUUUGAUUUAACAGAGCCUAUUAUUUCUGUGUUUUCUCUUUGGGAUUGCAUUGGUUCACUGCUUCAGUUAUCUGUCCAUUUUAUAACAUUUUGUGGUUUAAAAUAAAUUGUUUUAAAUUUUU